Messenger RNA from Trametes versicolor FP-101664 SS1, 936 nucleotides. RefSeq lists its product as uncharacterized. The transcript has 4 exons. The coding region runs from base 1 to 936 and encodes 311 amino acids. NCBI's taxonomy places the organism in Eukaryota, Fungi, Basidiomycota, Agaricomycetes, Polyporales, Polyporaceae. The record is from RefSeq and is a predicted model, not a curated record.
AUGGAUCGCAUUGGAGAGAGUUUGCAAGAGGGCCUGGGUGAGCAACUGGAAACAGUCGACCUGGGCCGGUCGGACGAUGGUAAAGGAGGUCCGGGUGCGAGAGCGUCAGCAACGGCACCUCGAUCUCCCCAGUGGAGCAACUUCUUCUUGGUCCUCCCCGUUCUCGCCGUGUCCUAUGUGGCCCACACGCGGUACCGGCGGUAUUCCCCUCGCCGCCUACCCACCCUCACCUCCAUGCGUGUGCACGAGAUAUACGGCUAUCUUGCUGUAGAGGCCAUUGCCUCCGGAGUCAAUGACGAGCUCAGACGGGAGGUUUUGGACGACCCAGAUCUUUGGCUGCUCGAACUCACAGCGCGGUCUCUCAAGGAGAGCGACUCGGAUAGGCGAUGGACGAAGGUAGCAGACCCGUUUAUCGAUCCUACGAUCAAGGAAAAGUUGAAAGGAACUCGUAACGACGCCUACCAGGCUUCCCCAGGAGUGUGGGGCAAGCUUACCUGGUGGCACAACCACAUAUGGUCGAGCGAAGAGACCUGGAUCAGAGCCGCGAUCGUCUCGCAUUUCAAGCUCGGCAUAGACGUCGUCUCUCCACCGACACUCGCUGACUACGACCGCUGGGUUACCCAUAUCGCAAACACCUUUCAGGCCGAGGACAGCGAGUUCGGGGAAGGGUACGGGGACUAUGAGACGAAGGCCCUGAUCCCCUUCGCGGUCUCGGUACCCUUCGCCAUGGCGGCACGCUGGGCCGGCCGGCGUUCCCUCUUCCGACCCAUCAAUGGGCUACAGCGGUUACUCCUAUGGGCAGCGCUUUAUCCCGACCUCAUUCAAGCGCAUCAGCACUACGCGUACCUCCGCGGGUUUAAGAACAAACAGCGGCUCGCGCAAAGUAUUCGCGACAAGCUUGGGUUGGACCCCAACAACCGUCCCAUCGUUUCAUGA